AUGAUUUCAGUAAAAGCACUCCAGAAAUGCAUUGCAGAAAUAGAGCAGGUAGGGCACUACCACCCUGCCUCUGCUUUUUGUACGGUUACCACAAGGGACCACAGAGGUACAGCUCCUGCUCCCUCCAUCCCCUUGAGGAAAGAAGAGGAUGGAUUUAUGGAAGCUGUGGUCCCAGUGGAAGAGAUAACCACCUCCCCACCCUCAUUGCCAGGAGAUACUAACUCAAUGCAAGUCCAAGUUGUCCCCACCGAGAAGAUUCCUGCAGGCACAUAUGCAAGGACAAAAGAAAAAGAGACAAGCCCUGCAAGGGGUGGCCAGAGCACAGCUUCCUCUGGAAUGGCUCUGGAACUGGUGCUGUCUGACACGGGACACCAUGAACCUGCAGGAAAAGUAUGUGAGAGAUUAACCUUUCUGCAAGAGAGAGGAAAUGGAAGAGUGAAGAGGGAGCUGCCCCACCUAGGAGAAAUGCUGUUCUGUUUAACUGAGCGAUGCCCAGAGGAAUUUGAGUCUUACGGUUGUUACUGUGGCCAAGAAGGAAGAGGUUAUCCUACUGAUGCACUGGACAGGUGCUGCUUCUCUCAUCACUGUUGUAUGGAACAAGUUAAGAAACUUGGAUGUCAUGCAGAAAGAACUUCAAGAUCUGAAGUUGUGUGUUUUGAUCAUAAGCCAAAAUGUAUUGGUUGGAGCAUGUGUGAGAAACUACUAUGUGCUUGCGGUAAGACAGCAGCCGAGUGCAUGGCUUCUGCCUUCUUCAAUGAAAGCCUGAAGUUUCCACACAGGCAAGAGUGCCAAGAGGAGAAAGUCUCAUGUCAGAGAGACCCUUAUGGAAGGCCUUCAAUCGGCACAGAAAUAGGCGCCGCGAUUUCCAGCUCCGAGGAGAGCAGUGAGGAGGAAGGUCCACUGUGGAGGGUAUUAAGAAGAGCAAAGAGAGAGACACACCAUCCCAUUGGAAACUCCAGACCUGUGCAACAUGAAGGCAGAUAA
This is a messenger RNA of Balearica regulorum gibbericeps (East African grey crowned-crane), 984 nucleotides long. The record is from RefSeq and is a predicted model, not a curated record. Lineage: Eukaryota; Metazoa; Chordata; Aves; Gruiformes; Gruidae.